CCUGCCUGACGCAGCCACAGCCGAGGUCGCACACGCGAGGCCCCUCCGCCGCCUCCGAGAUGCGCUACGUUGCCUCCUACCUGCUGGCCGCCCUCGGGGGCAAUGCCUCCCCCAGCGCCAAGGACAUCAAGAAGAUCCUGGACAGUGUGGGCAUCGAGGCGGACGAUGACCGGCUCAACAAGGUGAUCAGCGAGCUGAACGGGAAGAACAUCGAAGAUGUCAUCGCCCAGGGUAUUGGCAAGCUGGCCAGCGUUCCCGCUGGAGGGGCUGUGGCCGUCUCCGCCGCCCCCGGGUCUGCAGCUCCUGCUGCUGGUUCUGCCCCAGCUGCAGCUGAGGAGAAGAAAGAUGAGAAGAAGGAGGAAUCCGAGGAGUCGGAUGACGACAUGGGAUUUGGCUUGUUUGAUUAGUCUCGUUCCCCUGCAAAUAAAGUCCUUUUUACAUACAC
Myotis davidii is the source of this 445-nucleotide messenger RNA. RefSeq names its product ribosomal protein, large, P2 (gene RPLP2). Gene Ontology annotation, biological process: cytoplasmic translational elongation. The transcript has 4 exons. Gene Ontology annotation, molecular function: structural constituent of ribosome. Gene Ontology annotation, cellular component: cytosolic large ribosomal subunit; ribosome. Bases 60 to 407 code for a protein of 115 amino acids. Lineage: Eukaryota; Metazoa; Chordata; Mammalia; Chiroptera; Vespertilionidae. The record is from RefSeq and is a predicted model, not a curated record.